CUGUUGUUCAGUGUGGCUCAAGCUCAGCAGUGUGGAAUGUUCUAACUUGUAUUAGUUAUGGCCUCGCCCCAAACAAAUUUGAAGAAAGAUAAGAAAGACGAGGGUUUCUUAGAGAAACUGGGAACGCUAGCCCGAAAGAAAAAAAUUAAAGAAGUGAGUGAGUUAACUGAGGAAGGCUCCAAGGCAAUUGAUGCUGGGGCCAGCCCUACAAAGCCGGAUGUCUCACCAGAGGAUUACAUACUAGAGGAGAAUGAGGAACGGUCUUUAGUGCAGCCAAUUUGUAGAGAAGACCCAAGACUCAAGCAGCUAAUUCAGGUGCUGCUCGACUGGGUGAACGAUGAGCUGGCAGCAUUUCGCAUCAUUGUACAGGACAUUGAGGGUGAUCUCUACGACGGCCAGAUCCUGGGAAAAUUGCUAGAGAAGUUGGCUGAUAUCCGACUGCCAGUGGCAGAGGUGACACAGAGUGAGAAGGGACAGAAAGCGAAGCUGCGAACUGUACUAGAGGCAGCGAAUGAGAUUCUCAACCUGCCGAGGUGGAACCAGCAGAAGUGGAGUGUUGAAAGCAUUCAUCAGAAGAAUCUGGUCUCGAUUCUUCACCUGUUGGUGGCACUUGCCCUGCAUUUCAAGGCGCCGAUACGCUUGGUGGAGAAUGUCGUCAUUCAGGUGGUGGUCGUGCAGAAGCGGGAUGGCAUACUGCACACACGCACAGUGGCCGAGGAGAUUACAGGCAGUGACGAACAGCCUGGAGCCAAGUUUGAGCGAGAUGCCUUUGACACCUUAUUUGACCAUGCACCAGACAAGCUGAAUGUUGUAAAAAAGUCCCUUGUUACCUUUGUGAACAAGCAUUUGAAUAGGAUCAACUUGGAAGUCAAUGAUCUGGAAACACAGUUCCACGAUGGUGUGUACUUAGUACUGCUCAUGGGAUUGCUGGAAGGUUAUUUUGUUCCACUUCACAGCUAUCACCUGACCCCCGAGUCAUUUGAUCAUAAGGUACACAAUGUCUCUUUUGCAUUUGAACUCAUGAUGGACUCUGGGCUUCCAAAGCCUAAAGCAAGGCCAGAGGACAUUGUCAAUAGAGAUCUCAAGUCUACCCUGCGUGUGUUGUACAACCUGUUCACCAAGUACAAGCAAGUUACGUAAAACUUACAUAUGAUCGUUUGCAAAUUGGCUUUUAUUUGCCAUCUAUUCAAUGAUUCAAUUAUGAGUUAUGAAUAGAUGCAAAGUGCAAUGUCGUGCCUUGCCCUUCUAGGUACUGUUCGAUGGCAAGUAUUACCAACAUGGCAGUGAAUAUAUUAGGGAUAAAAUAUAUCUAGCAGGAUUAAUCUCUCAAUAUUUCGAUGCAAUAGCUUCUCUCAAUAUCAUAAAAAUCAUGGUAUAUGUAGUUAUUGCUUGGAAGUCGACCAUUGAUAGGAUUGGGACCAACCAGGGAAAUUUUAAUAAUGAAUCUCCUUGUUUUAUAGGAUAACACAAUAAUAUAUUUUCUAAUAUGCUAUUAUCACACUA
This is a messenger RNA of Priapulus caudatus, 1503 nucleotides long. Its product is annotated as beta-parvin-like. Gene Ontology annotation, cellular component: actin cytoskeleton; cytoplasm; focal adhesion. Lineage: Eukaryota; Metazoa; Priapulida; Priapulimorpha; Priapulimorphida; Priapulidae. Gene Ontology annotation, biological process: actin cytoskeleton organization; substrate adhesion-dependent cell spreading; cell projection assembly. The transcript has 11 exons. Gene Ontology annotation, molecular function: actin binding. Bases 58 to 1140 code for a protein of 360 amino acids. The record is from RefSeq and is a predicted model, not a curated record.